This is a messenger RNA of Rangifer tarandus platyrhynchus (Svalbard reindeer), 669 nucleotides long. Lineage: Eukaryota; Metazoa; Chordata; Mammalia; Artiodactyla; Cervidae. The record is from the annotation of a GenBank genome assembly.
AUGUUUCUCCCAUCCUCCCAGGAGGCGCAGCUGGAUGGCUGUGGUCUAGACGCUCUGGAUGUUCUCGGGGUUGGAAGAGGCCCCCCAGGACUCCGCAGAAGAGAGCAGAAGGCAAACCGGCCACGAGGAAGCAGGAGCCACACGGAGCUGGGAGGCGCCCUUGCCGGGGAGGCGGAAGCCAGCGAGUCACGGCGCUUGGUGAGCAGCAUCAGCCUCACACGCACACCGAUGCCCGGGUGCCCUGAGCCCGCACUUUCAGAGGCGCAGGCGGAUGUUUGUGCCCCAAGCGCCAGUGCCCAUGAGCCCCAGGGCAGCUGCCCUCCUGCCAGGCUGAGCUCUCAUCUUGGAGGACCGGAGCCCCGGGAAAGUGACGCUGGCCUGGAAAGGGGCCGGAGCUCCACCAUUAAUAGAAGCAAGUACAGCACAGCUAAGGGGUCCGAUCAGACUGAAGUUAGAGGUUACAGGACUCACUGGACAGAGAGGGAGGACAGAGCCCCAUUGGGGACCAGGUCACCUGUCCAGACAGCCCUCCGCUACCAUAAACGUCCCCCAGAGCCUGGCACACAGCAAGAAGUCAACACCUACCUGGAUGUGUGGAGGGAAAAACAUUCCUGCAUCCGUGCUAGACCCAAGUCACCAAGACACCUUUCCAUGGAAAUAGCUGCCUGA